Molecule: messenger RNA, 2657 nt
Organism: Ceutorhynchus assimilis (cabbage seed weevil)
Lineage: Eukaryota; Metazoa; Arthropoda; Insecta; Coleoptera; Curculionidae
Source: the annotation of a GenBank genome assembly
CUUGAAUGAGGCUUCACAUUCACGUCCUUUCUAUAGCCAAGCGUCUUUAAAAGCUCUAGGAGCUAUAAAGUGAAUAUCGCAGCUAGUUUGGGCAGGCAAACAGAUCCUCAAGCAUCUGACUGCGAGGAACGAAGUAACCCUGGUGUUGAUAUCAGAACAAAAAGGCAUAUAUGGUUAUGAGAACAAGGAGGUACACCACUUUUUCAAAGCCCAGUGAUGGAGCGCCGUCUCAUGAGAGAACUGAACAGAUGGGAAAAGAAUCAAAUGCUAAGUCAAAGUCUGCUGGAGCCCAUCUGUACCACGUUUUGACCCACAACCAUGUAUACAUCAUUAUUUUUCAAUUGAAAAAGUAGUCCAUGACUCACAGUAGAGUUGAAAUUUAUUAGCUCCAAUGAAUAUGUUUAAAAAAUCACAGCGGCCCGGUCGAGUUCAAAUGAUCAUCCUGAAUAAUAGAAAUUAUUGUGUUAUCUUGAGUAGGUAUCCUAACGUCACAGAAAGUAGGUAUAAAAAAAUAAGUUAUCAAAUUUCAAAUCAGUCUUAUAACGUGAGUGUAUUGUUUAUAAUUUCACUAAUAUGUUUCCAUAAUCUCAUGUAUUGUUUUGAAAAUAAUCGAGUAUAAGCUAAUUUAUUGGCUAAUGUUAGCAAAUAUCUGCCUUAGAGCGAAAUCUGGUGAGUAUGGUGAUAGAUUUUUCGAACUUUACAACAACAUAACAAACCCAUCCAAUGGCUACUAUUCGAAAGAAGGCGUUCCAUAUCACUCAGUUGAAACUUUAGUGAUCGAAUCUACGGAUUACGGACACGAAACUGAUUCAGAGGCUUUCAGCUACAACGUUUACCUCAAAGCCAUCUACGGAGCUAUGUCAGGUGAUUUUCAACCAUUCAAUGAAGCUUGGGAUUUAAUUGACCGACACAUGAUUCCAACUCUUCAAUUAAAUACGGACAGAUACAAUCCCGCUGCACCUGGAUCAGCUAGUGGCAUUUCAGUAGGUCAAGAUCCAUUAUUCAAUGAACUCAAAGAAGUGUAUAAUACAACUGAAUUGUAUAUAAUGCAUUGGUUGUCAGAUGUGGAUAAUGUUUAUGGAUUUGGUAAUAUACAAGGAUAAUGCGAAUUAGGGCCUGACGCGGAUGGGCCUUCUUUUAUAAACUUGGGCCAAGGAUCUCUGUGGCAAGGCUUCAACACGCCUACUUGUGACAAUUGGAGUUAUGGUGGAGAAAAAGGAUUUCAGUUUACGACUGGUUGGGCUACAAAGACUUACAACUAUGCCGCUGGCCCAGAUGCUGACGCUCGAGCAAUCCAGGCGGCGUAUUGGGCAUCGCAAUGGACGCAAUCUAAAGGGAAAUUGUCAGGCAUUACUGGAACUCUCUCGAAAGCUGCAAAACUAGGAGAUUUUUUGCGGUAUGCGAUGUUUGAUCAGCAUUUUAAACAAGUUGGUGAUUGUAUUGGUAAAGAAGACUGUCCAGGAGUUAGUGAUAAGGGUAGUGCUCACUAUUUAUUAUCCUGGGGGAUUUCUUGGGGCGGUUCACUAGGUGAUAAUGGAUAUCAUUGGAGAAUGGGGAACUCAGUGUGCUAUUAUGGUUAUCAAAAUUUAGUGGCUGCCCAUGGUUUAUUAAAUGAAGCUAGUAUGAGGCCCAGAGGUGCAACAGCAAUAGAAGAUUGGCAACAUUCUUUAGAAAGACAAUUAGAGCUUUACGAGUAUUUGCAGACGAGCCAAGGAGCUUUUGCAGCUGGAGUUACGAAUAGUUAUAAUAAGAAUUAUGAUGAUCCACCACAAGAGUACAAGGAUCAUUCUUUCUACGGUAUGUGGUUCGACUAUCAGCCAGGCUAUGCAGAUGCUAAUCCCUGGUUUGGGUUCCAGCCAUGGACAGCUGACCGUGUAGCUCAGUACUAUUAUAUUACCGGAAAUGAAAGGGCCAAAAAUAUUACCUCGAAAUGGGUUUCCUGGGUGAUCAGUGAAAUCCAUUUCAACGAAAACGGAGAUUUCACUAUACCCACAAACUUGAAAUGGGAAGGUUUACCUCCCAACACUGUUGUGACAAUAACGGGACGUGGAACUGGUGCUAAUAGUGCCUCCUGCACAGCAAGAACUUUAGCAUAUUACGCUGCUCGUUCGGGCGACACUCAAGCUAGGGAAGUCUCUAAAAAACUAUUGGACGCUCUAUGGAGCUUCCAUCAAACUGAUAAAGGUUAUGCCAAUGUUGAAACAUUUACCCAAUAUAGUAAUUUUAAUAAUCCAUUGUUCCUUCCCCUCGCCAAUUGGAGCGGUAUCUACCCUAACGGAGACGUGAUCAAUUCAAAUUCAACAUUCCUUAGCGUGCGAUCUUGGUUUAAAAAAGAUCCAAAUUGGGAAAAAGUACAGAAGUAUUUGGAUGGUGGAGAAGCCCCAUCUUUCCCUGUACACAGAUUUUGGGAAAAUGCUGACUUGGCAAUAUCGCUUGCUGUUUAUGAUAUGCUUUUCAAUAAAUAGAAUGUUUUGUUUUCGAUAAAUCAAUGAAUUUUAAACUUACUCAUCGUCACUGGCUUCAGUUGUUGUACUAGCUUUGGGCCGUCUUAUGUUGACAUAUUCUAAUGAUGAUUUGGUACGUAAAGACUUAUUUUCUUUUACUUUGUCCUUUUCAACUUCUUUUUCUUCCUCAUUUUCAGUAGUUUUAGAUGUUGG